Messenger RNA from Labrus bergylta (ballan wrasse), 3058 nucleotides. It is a transcript of the gene r3hcc1l, whose product is annotated as R3H domain and coiled-coil containing 1-like. Lineage: Eukaryota; Metazoa; Chordata; Actinopteri; Labriformes; Labridae. The record is from RefSeq and is a predicted model, not a curated record.
UAAACCCAACUUCCCACAAUGCUUUGCGUCCCCUACGGCUGCGGCUGCGUCAUUUAAGCUACGGAAAUCUGCCUCUGAACAACCAAACACGGAUGUUUUAACAUCAGUUAAUAAUGGAGUUGGAACAGCCAAAAGAAGACUGCGCUACAGCCCUGUCAACAUCUACACCUCCGUCUCAGUCAAAGAAGCCAAACCAGGCCCUGUAUGUCCCCAAGAAAGGACCUCAUGACUCCAAAGACAAAGCUCAAACUCAGGGAGAAGGCAAACCAAGACCCAGGCCCCGCUACACAGACAAGGCGAGGAAAAACGCCAGAAACAAGAAGGACAAAGCCGGAGCAGCGGCGGCAUCUGUAGGAGGAGAAGGUGAGGACUGCAAGCCUGCUGUUGGGGAGGAGCGGUUAGGAGAUACAGAUGUUCAGGUUAAUGGGCAACCUGAUUUAACCGGUGUGGAGGAAGAUGGUGCAUCACGACUGGAGGCAGCCUCCCUUGAGGAAGAAAAGGGAGAAGAGGAGAGUUGGGACACCUUGUUCAAUGAUGAUGGAGACUGUCUGGAUCCCCACCUGCUGGAAGAGCUGGCUUUGGAGGAGGGAAAUAAGAAGGAGUCACUCCAGGAGCCCAGGUUUGAUUAUUACAACAUGGACCGGUAUGGUGAUGACGAGGAAGACAUCGACCUCACAGAGGACGAACUUUCUCACAUUGUGGAGAUCUACGACUUCCCUACCGAGUUCAACGAGGACCUUCUCAAAUUAUUUCAGUCCUACCAACAAAGAGGCUUUGACCUCCAGUGGGUUGAUGACACCCAUGCCCUGGGCCUCUUCUCAAGCCCCAUAGCAGCUCGAGAGGCUUUGAGAUCCAAAAAUCCUCUGAUGAAGCUGCGUCCACUUUCCAAAUCCUCCGCUGCUACGAAGGCCAAAGCCCGAAGCAUCUCAGACUACCUCCUGCCAGCCAAAGAGAGACCUCAGACGAGUGCAGCAUUAGCUCGCAAGCUUGUGAUUGGUGCACUUGGUGUGAAGAGCAAUUUGUCGAAGGAGCAGCGUGAUGCAGAGAAGAAGAAACUCCAAGAUGCGAGAGAUCAAAAACGCCUUGCAGCUAGGCAGAAAGAAGAUGCUUGGGAGGGGAAGUGACCGGACAGAAAACUACCCCCCGGCUGUGAUUUUUUUUUUUUUUUUUUUUUAAAGUCCUUGAUUCAGCAAAGUGAUGACCUCUCUCUCUGUGUCCUCCCCUGAUCUGUUUUUCUCAACUGGCCACUCCUUUUCGAAACCUCCACACUUCCCAGAAAUAGAUUCCCACAAGUUUCCCUUCUUUCUGCAACAAUCCUUCAACAACUAUAGUUGAACUUCUCAUCUUUCACUGUCCACACCAGAUGUCAGGUUCAUGAGUUAAGAAUGUGCUACUAUAAUUGUAUGCUCAUAUUUGUCCAUGAAGGGACUGUUGCCUCAGGGCCAUCGCUAACACCACAUCACCUCUUAUUCUUCCUAAUAUCCUAACAAGUCUGUAGGGAAGCAGUGAGUAAUUCAUUGUAAAGGGUCAAACAUUCUUUAUUAUCGAACAGUUGUCAUCCUUAUUUGUCCUUAGAUUUUUAUUAUUCCUUUUUAAAGUAAUGGCGCAAACAAAUGUACCUGUUUAUGUGGUGGCGGAAAGGCUUUCUUUUGAAGUUAUAUUAAAUCAAGUAAGAUCCCACCAUACAUCCUUCUACUCUACAUGGAGACAACUAUACCUGAACAGAAGGGGAGGGGGUGCCAUUACAUUUGAACUCCAGCUUUUAAAUUUGGUAGUUUGUGGUCUUAAAGUGGAUGCUAAGUGACAGAAAUAAUUUCUUGAAUAAUGUUGAAAACAUGAAGUAAUAGCGAUCAAAGCACUGGUUCAACUCAGAGGUGUUUUAUCCUGGCAUUAAUUAUCUGUUGGACACAUUCUACAGCACUGUGUUCAUCACAGGUCAUUCGCAUGCAACAUUUCAAACAUUAAUAUAGCAGUACUCAAAUACAUCUUAGUAAAUAUAUAUCCUUAGGUAAUGACUGAGUGAAGUUAAACGCCCUCCUGGCUGCUUGUUCUGAGCUCUGUGUUCACACUGACUGGACGACACUUCCUUCAGCUUGUUAAUGUUUCACUCAGAGGCUCAGCCAUGUUUCAUACAUGUUUUUAUUUUUUGCAUGUUAUCGUUUUUUCUGUCUAACCGUUAACCCUGCCACCACGUGGGGGAAGAGAGAUAGCCCCGCCCACUCAGGGUUGCUGUUUUUUUUUUUAGAGGCGUGAUAGCAGAGCAUAGGCACACGCCCCUUUUCAGAAGUGCUAUCUCCCAACAGCGCCGUAGCCAAGCUCCCACGUCAUGAUGUCUUUGUACAUUCAGAAUGACUCCACAAAGGCUAAAUGUUGUCGUCCUGGUCUGUGAAUUCACACUGCGUUACGGCGUUGUGGAAGCAUGGCGUGUAGAGAAACAGCGGGAGCACAUACUGUAUGCACACGGUAUCUCGGACACACGCUCACAUACACAACGCUGUUUCUUCCCGGCCAGCUCUGGCGAUGCUGUCUCGCCACUGUUACUACCUCUAAUGGCUGUACAGAGGUGGGAUCACCGUCCCUCCGUUACGCCUCUUUGACAUUCAUAUUGAGAGAGAGAGAUGAUGAAUUAGAUUUUUUUGUGUCGAUCCCUGUGGACAAAGCUAGACAAGUCCCCUUACAUGCUAAGAAAUACUCUCAAGAAAAUCCUCCUGCUUUCUUUUAAUGGUCAAACACAGCACUCACUGUGAAUCUUGAAAUUAAAAAAAGCUGUGUCUGUAGCGUGCAGUUAUUUCACUUAGCUAACACUUGACGGGGAGAGCGGUAGAGCAUGUUUAAAACUGAUAUAUAGAAAGCCAUUUAUCUCAUGCUUGUAGGUUGUAUAGAGGCAUCAGUAUUGUCUCGUAACAUGCCAAAAACUCCUUACAGGAGCUUUAAGGUGAAAAAAUAACGGUGGUUAACUUCAGUGUUUUGUUUUUCUCUUUUCUUGUAAUGUUGAAGUCUUUUCCUUUAGAGUAUCAAUGUUUAUAUGAAUAAACUCAACGUUGAACUUUAAACUCUG